Messenger RNA from Drosophila melanogaster (fruit fly), 5178 nucleotides. It is a transcript of the gene Usp2, whose product is annotated as ubiquitin specific protease 2. Gene Ontology annotation, molecular function: cysteine-type deubiquitinase activity. Gene Ontology annotation, biological process: ubiquitin-dependent protein catabolic process; protein deubiquitination. The transcript is spliced from 12 exons. Bases 2071 to 4887 code for a protein of 938 amino acids. The record is from RefSeq and is marked reviewed. Lineage: Eukaryota; Metazoa; Arthropoda; Insecta; Diptera; Drosophilidae.
CUAGUGACGGUGACUUCGUUUCGGCGUGCGGCCACACUAGCAAAAAAAAUAGGAUUAAAAAUUUCGCCUACAACUUUAGCAGCAACAAGAACGGGUCUUAGAUGUAGCACAUAUGCAGCCAUUAAGUUUAAAACUAACCUAAUCCUAGGGAUAUAAUGCGAUGAUAAUGUAAAUAACGUGACGCAGCCCACGAAAAACAGAGAAAGCGAAGCAAGACCGGAAACAAAACAGGAAUCAUCCGCUCAGCAAUACCACGUGCUGCCAGCAGACCAAGGACACUCUCGACUUCAUCCGGAACCCGGGGCUUGAUCACUGCCGCUGCUGCCAUUAAUAUGCGUGUAAUUGCGCCGCGUAGAUCGUCAACGUCAGCGGCGGGCAGCGGCAGUCUCUACGGUACAUCGGCGGUCGGCACCUCCAGCGGCAGCACCACCAGCAGCAACUCCACCAGCGGCAGUCACCACAUCAGCAUCACCGGAAGCGGUGCGGUGGAUCGGACCAGCGGAGGCGCCGCCACGAACGGUUACUCCCGCAUAUCGAGCAGCUACGACCGCGGCAGCAGUCUGUCCAAGUGGCUGCCCACCUCGUCCGGCGGCUCCAACUCGUCGGGCUACGGCAGCAGCUACUAUCCCACCUCUUACUCAACGUUCUCCGCCAACAGCGGCUCCUCAAGCGCCUCGUAUGCGCCGCGCUCCAGUGUGCAGAGGAGCAGCGUUGGUACCACGUCGUCAACGUCGUAUAUGAGCGGCGGAUCCGGCAGCAGCUCGUCCGCCUACCGCACCUCCUCGUAUCUGAGCGGGUCCAGCUAUGAUUCACCUACGUACAGCCGAUACGGAUUACCGCGCAAAGCGGCGUCCAGAAUUACCACCAACGGGGACAGCUUGAGCGGAUCGGCCAAGAGGGAGGACUACGGUCUACGGCGUGGUCAUGAUACCGUCAAGAAACCACCGAUCAGCGGAGGGAGUGUUGGCCACAACUGCAGCAGCAGCACUGCGAGUAGAGACACCAAAGCCGUCGAUGGCAACAAACGGCUGUCCAGUUCAUCCUCAUCUCCAUCGCUGGCCCGUUUGGUGGCCACCUCCGGACUGGACAUUUAUGAAAAGUACAGUCCGGCCAACUAUAAACCCAACUGUGAACUGUCACGUUCCAGGUCGGGGCAUUCUGAGACGGAUCUAGAAAACGGAAGCAACAAGGAGACGACGCCCACCUGUACGGUGACCCUGGAUAGGCCAUGGAGCAGCACCAGUCGAUACAGCCGCCUGUACAGGAACAGCAGCGAUGCAGGAGGGGACUCCUCGGCUUCCGCGAAAAAAUUGGGCUCCGGCAAGUACUCGAUUAGCAGCAGCAGUAGCAGUGGCGAUGUGCCCACGGCCACCUUUACACUCCGAAGCAAACGCACGCGGCGCAAUCAAGCGGAGGAGGUACCCACGAGCACGGGAGUAGAGCAGGCAGGCCCAGCAGCUCCACCACCGACGCCACCACCACCGCCACCACCUCCACCACCCACAAAUGGCCACAAGCCGGCUGAAUCGAAUGGCGGACUGGAAGCCAAAUUAAACGGUCUAUCUCUGCUCUCAACUUCACCCAAAAGAAAUGCCAUUUACGAACGAAAUCAGGAGACCGCCGAUGAUGCAGGUGUUAGCCAGGAUACUGCGGACAAUGCCGAUGUGAGCACCUCGGCCACAUUUAAGCUAAACGACAGCAGCAAGCUUAACUCUUGCAGAUUGCGACCCUUCUAACUUAAACUAAACUCAAAAAUCAAGCCCAACUAAACGCCAGGCUAACUAAUAAUACUUCUAACUAAAAUCAAGCCCCCUAUAAAACCGUCAUAAGAUCAUCCAAAUACCAUUUGAUUAGGAUAGAGUGCGGAGCAGGACAGGAUCUUCCUGUUAGUCGAGAGUAGUUUAUACGUGGCAGGCGGCGAGGAAACAAACAAACACUACACAAAAUCUCGUAUCCGGUCAACCAUAGGCCGGCCACAUAAAUUUACGCUACAACACUAUAGCCACAAGAGGAGCUGCUGCAGCAUAGAGAGAGGGAGAGAAAAAGAGAGUGCGGUGACCAUCCCGUCGAAUGAUGUUAGACAUUAAGAAGACCAGAGGAUUCCACAAGAUUCCACAGGCAUCCAAAUUACAGUCAACAACGAAAACAUCAUCAGUAGUAGCCACAUCAGCAUCAAGUCAAAACGAAGUGCCAUCACCAGGAGGAUCGGCUGGAUCAAAAGUUGGAGCUACCAAUCCAGUGCGAGCGGCCAACCAGCGCUUCUUCCUAGUGUCCAGCUACAAGGACCCCACAUUUCUGAAGGCCGAAUGCGACCUGGCCCAUGCCCAUGUGACAACCAGCAAAGUGAAAACCACGUUGCAACCGCACCGGCGGAGUCGUGCUGGUGAGGAUUCAAGGAACAACAACUACAACACUAGCCGGGCACCAACGCUGAUUAAUAUGCGACGCCCGUCUCUGUUCAAUGGCAAUCAGCAACCAACCACCACCAACAGCACCACCAUCAACAACACCACCAGCAGGAACACCACCAGUAACACCAGCAACGGGGUGCUCAAGUACAGCGUGCGCUCCACGACGGCAACUGCAACUUCAACGUCUACCAGGAACUACGGCAAGCUGAAACCGCUCAAUAACAACCAAACGACCGCUGGAGUAGCUAUGAUGAAUGGACACACCAAUAAUAAUAACAACAACACCAGAAACAGCAGCAACAUCAACAACGGUGGCAAUAACAACAUGCAACGCCAACAACAGCAGCACGAUGACAUAAGCUUCAUAGACAGCGAUGAUCCGCCGGCAACUGGUGGCCCUGAAGCCGGAAUAUCGACAACCAAGACGAGCAUUUGUUACUUCAAGCCCAUCACCCCGCCGCUGCAGCUGCGGCACGAGCAAAAUCAAGUUCAGCAACAGGAAGAACAGCCGCAGCCCAGCAGCUCCAAGUCUGCCAGCCAUCGCUAUCCACGACCCAAGUCCACUAUUAUAGCAUCGGCCCACUCGAAUUUUGCGGCCAGCUUUGAGAAGUUUAGUGGUGGCCUCUAUAGGCAGACCAAUGGCGAGACGAACAUUGAGAGCAAGACCAGUAGCAAUGCCAGAAGAUACGGCAUUGAUUCAUUGAGUAUUAAGGCCUCGAUAGAGAAGUUCAACAACCUCAGUGGCCAGAAGAGACAAAAUCCGGGCUCUGGAUCAGGUAUAGGACCUGGCAGUGCUACAGCGUCCGGUUUAGGAGGAGGACGGCUGUCUGUGGCUAGCCGUAGCAAUCACGGAUCGCAGGCAGGCGGUAGCAGCAGCAAUCUGCAGCAGCGCUACAGCAGCGAUCUGGACAACAUACGCGUGGCGGCUGGGUAUAGUAGUUCCCUGACCAGAGCAGCCUAUCGGACUACAGCCACAAUGAAUAGUGUUAGCACACCGGUAGCGGUAACCUCUGAACUAGGCGGUCCUAUUAGUGGCGAUGGAGGAGAAACCGCCACGGCAAUGGGUCAGCCCACAAGCAAGGUAACGGUGAGGGGUGCUCACAGCAACCGGCAGCCAAUCGAAUGCGAUAGCGUGGUCUUGACCAACAAGGCAAGCAAGGAUGCAACGACAGCGGCAACACCUACUGUUGCCACUGCCACAGCAACACAUACACCAGCCACGUCUUCCGUAUCCACAGUCACAGUCACCGCCGCAGCUCCAAACUCCGCCAGCGAUAGUACGUUGGCGAGAAGUGGCACUGGGAGUAGCAGCACUGCCCGGAGCGUCCUGCCGCCCAUGACGCCUACGUCAAGUCGGUACUGGGAUCGGGACAGCGGCACCAGCCGCAGCAGCAUAGGCACCUCCUCCGCACUGAACUCGUCAUCCCUGAAACAUAACUCGGAUGAUGGCUACAAGACCGCCUCCUCUUCGCGGGAUGAGAAGUCCGAAGGUCUGUGCGGUCUGCGAAACAUUGGGAACACUUGCUUUAUGAACUCGGUCAUCCAGUGCCUGAGUCACACUCAAGAGCUGACCCGCUUCUUGCGGUCGCACCACGGCUCUCGUUCGUUAUCCACCAAGGAUCAGCAGAUACUCCACGAAUUUGCCAAACUCAUUCAGGAGAUGUGGACCGCUAACGUGCACACGGUGACGCCCAUGGAGCUAAAGAGGGCGUUCUCGACCAAACAUCGCAUGUACAGCGACUACAACCAACAGGAUGCGCAGGAGUUCCUGCGUUUUUUCCUUGACUCGCUGCAUUCGGCCCUCAAUUCGGGCGUCAAGGGUGAGACGCUCAACAUUGACGAUAAUCUCAGUGACAAUAAGAAGGCGGACUUGACCUGGGAGUGGUAUACGCGGCACGAGAACUCUCUGGUGCGCGACCUGUUUGUGGGUCAGCUCAAAAGCACACUGAAGUGCACCACCUGCGGUAACACCAGCGUCACCUUUGAUCCGUUCUGGGAUCUGAGUGUACCGUUGCCGUCUUCGUCCCGCUGCAAGCUAGAAGCUUGCCUCGACCUCUUUAUCCGCGAAGAGGUCCUUGACGGCGACGAAAUGCCCACGUGCGCCAAGUGCAAGACACGGCGAAAAUGCACCAAGAGCUUCACCAUUCAACGUUUCCCCAAAUAUCUUGUUAUACACCUAAAACGCUUUUCGGAGACACGCUGGAGCAAGCUGUCCAACAUCGUUGAAUUUCCCACAUCAGACAGCGAGCUGAACAUGGGCUCCUAUGGCGCCAACUCCAACUCGAAUGUGCAUUACUCGCUCUAUGCGAUAUCCAAUCAUAUGGGGUCAACGGCUGGUGGUCAUUAUGUUGCCCUUUGCAAGCAUCCAGUUUCCCGCAAGUGGCACGAAUUUAAUGAUAAUAUAGUCAGCGAUGCCUUGUCCGAAAACCAUCUCGUUUCAUCCAGUGCCUAUAUUCUUUUCUACGAGCGUACGUAAGGCCCAAUCGGUGCUCUACGUGCAGCACUCUGCAUAUAGCGAUGGAAAUCAAGAUGACCAUGGGGUAGGAUGAAAGCAGAAGGAAAUGAAUCAAACGAACUUUUAGAAACGCUUCGUAGAAUUGCAUACAAACAAUUUACUUAAUUUAACUCAACUUAAAAGCAAAACAAACUAACUCCUAACUUAAAGCAGAAACCAAAACAAAAACGGAAAAGCUGAAGAAAAGUGCAUAAAAAAACCAGAACAAAUGUACAUAAACAAAAACGAACUUCGAUGGCUAAACUAUACAAC